GAAGCCUGGCCCUCAAGCCCUCCAGACUGGGGACCCCUGAGCCAUAACGCAGGACUCUGCCUUUACUGCCAACACUUGGCCUGCAUGGCCUUAGUUGUGGGGAGAGCCACGUAGCCAGGGCUCCCUGGCGGGGGCCUGGGUAUCUCCUCUGGACUUAGCUGGAUUUGUGACUCAGGGAGAGACCAUACUGGUGGGCCAGGGGGAAAUGGGUAGGUUUUCUGGUCUCUGGUUGGGUCUUAUAAUCUCCAACCUUGCCCCAGCCUCCCCCUCUUCCUGUCAAUUGUAUGAAGCUCCUGGGGCCCCUUGGGAGGUAACUUCCUGCCUCAGGCCCCCUGCCCACUUGCCUGCCCACACAGACUCACAGGGGGAUCCCUCUUUUUGCCUUGCUGAGGGAGCAGCAGACACCACAGGACAGCCGCUAAUGCCGCUAGCACUCACUGACCUCACUCUGUGCCUGGCUGUCUGCUGGGCUCAGGAUCCAGGCCAUCUAGGGAGACGCCUGCUGGGAGGCUCUUAGCCCUGCAGCUGCCUCUCUGGACAGAGGGAGGGGGAAGUGGCCAGAAGGGGAAGUGUGAGGAGUUCCCCUCCUGCCUGUCACCAGUCUCCUCAGGCCCUCGGAGUGGCAGUCCUGGGGCCUGGCAGCGGCCAUGGAGCCUCUGGAGACUCCCAUCAAGGACGGCAUCCUCUACCAGCAGCACGUCAAAUUCGGCAAGAAGUCCUGGCGGAAGGUAUGGGGUCUGCUGUAUGCAGGAAGCCCAUCAGGUGUGGCACGGCUGGAGAGCUGGGAGGUCCGGGAAGGUGGCCUGGGGCCAGCAGGGGACAGGCCUACAGGACCCAGCCGGCGUGGGGAACGGCGAGUCAUCCGCCUGGCAGACUGCGUGUCUGUGCUGCCGGCUGACGGCGAGAGCUGCCCCAAGGACACCAGCGCCUUCCUGCUCACCACCACAGAGCGAAGCCACCUACUGGCCGCACAGCAUCGCCAGGAAUGGAUGGGCCCCAUCUGCCAGCUGGCCUUCCAGGGAACAGGGGAGUGUUCCUCAGGCCCAGGGGAGAUGGAAGCUUCCAAGAGGGGCCUGGUCCCCAUGGAGGAGAAUUCCAUCUACUCCUCCUGGCAGGAAGCAGGCGAGUUUCCAGUGGUGGUGCAGAGGACCGAAGCUGCCACCCGCUGCCAGCUGAAGGGGCCCUACCUCCUAGUGCUAGGCCAAGACACCAUCCAGCUGAGGGAAGCCUCCAGCCCCCAGGCCCUCUACACCUGGCCCUACCGCUUCCUACGAAAGUUCGGCUCUGACAAGGACGUGUUCUCCUUUGAAGCUGGACGCCGCUGUGACUCGGGCGAGGGUCUCUUCGCCUUCAGCAGCCCCCGAGCCCCUGACCUGUGCAGGGCAGUGGCCGCUGCCAUUGCCCGCCAGCGGGAACGGCUGCCAGAGCUGUCUGGACCCCGGCCCUGUCCCCUGCCUCGGGCCACCUCCCUGCCCUCACUGGACCCGCCAGGAGAGCUUCGGGAAGUGCCCCCAGGGCUGGAGCCGCCCAGCUCUCGGAGGGCCCUACUAGCAGAUCCGGGCCCUCAGAGCCUGCCUCCACAGUUAAACCCGGUGCCCCGUGAUGAGCCGGUGUCUGGGCUCUAUGCAUCAGUGUGCAAGCGGGCCAGUGGGCCCCCAGCCAACGCCGAGCACCUCUAUGAGAACCUGUGCUUGCUGGAGGCAGGCCCCGUGCUGCCCAGGGACAAGGACCCGGGGCAGGAGGGUUCCAGCCGCCGCAGCCCCCUGGCCAGCCCCAUCUACCACAACAGCGAGGACCUGGGCUGGCCGGGCCCCACCCAUGACAGCAGCCUGGAGGCUCAGUACCGGAGGCUGCUGGAACUGGAGCUGGGCGACAGUGAUGAAACUGCGAGCUCUGGCCGCCCCAGCACUCACACGGGCUUCAAGGCCAAGCUGGUAACGCUCCUGAGCCGUGAGCGGAAGAAGGGCCCGGCGCCCUGUGACCGGCCCUGAAAGUCCUGUGUGGCUCUGGGACAGGAGAAGAGAAAGGUGCUCUGCUGUUCCCCGGCAAGGGCCAAUAGUGGACAUCUGGGACACACCCCUGCAUCCACGCUGGCCCCGGGUGGGUAAGGCAGGCAGGCUGGGGGGGCACCCCACCCACCACCCCUCACUGCCAUGUACAGUGUAGAGAUUUUCUGGUAAUAAAACCUCCCAGCUCUGCU
This is a messenger RNA of Lontra canadensis (Northern American river otter), 2200 nucleotides long. RefSeq names its product docking protein 3 (gene DOK3). Gene Ontology annotation, cellular component: cytoplasm. The record is from RefSeq and is a predicted model, not a curated record. The transcript is spliced from 6 exons. Gene Ontology annotation, biological process: cell surface receptor protein tyrosine kinase signaling pathway; positive regulation of MAPK cascade. NCBI's taxonomy places the organism in Eukaryota, Metazoa, Chordata, Mammalia, Carnivora, Mustelidae. The coding region runs from base 648 to 1991 and encodes 447 amino acids.